This is a messenger RNA of Oryzias latipes (Japanese medaka), 1338 nucleotides long. It is a transcript of the gene tm4sf21a, whose product is annotated as transmembrane 4 L six family member 21a. Lineage: Eukaryota; Metazoa; Chordata; Actinopteri; Beloniformes; Adrianichthyidae. The record is from RefSeq and is a predicted model, not a curated record. Gene Ontology annotation, cellular component: membrane.
CACUUCCCUGCUGUCCAUUCUCUGUUUUUGCUCAGUUUCAGGUGGAAGCUCCCUCUGAGAACAGGAACCCCAUACAAUUUUAAGGCAGCUGCUCAACAUGUGCACUGGAAAAUGCUCCCGCUUCAUCGCAAUCGGCCUGUACCCGCUGGUGGUCAUUUCCAUCAUCUGUAACAUUGUGCUUUUUUUUCCUGCGGGAGACACCAAGUACGUCAGUGAUGGGAAAAUUACUGAGGAGGUGAAGUACAUGGGGGGAGUCAUUGGAGGGGGCAUAAUGGUGCUGCUCCCAGCUCUUUACAUUCACUUGACUGGGACACAGGGUUGCUGUGGAAACCGCUGCGGGAUGUUCUUGUCCAUUGCGUUUGCUGCGGUGGGUGUUGCCGGCGGUCUGUACAGCUUUAUCGUGGCGGUGCUGGGCUUGAAGAACGGGCCCUACUGCAAAGUUUUGCUGGCUUGGACAACACCAUUUAAAGACAGUGAGGAAGGUUACCUGUCUGACAGCUCAAAGUGGUUCAUAUGCACAGAACCCAGCGACAUUGUCCAGUUUCACAUCGGCCUGUUCAGCACUCUGCUGGCCACCAGCUCCCUGCAGGUCAUUCUCUGUGCUUCUCAGAUGAUCAACGGGCUCUUCGGCUGUCUGUGUGGGACCUGCGGCAAGAAAGACGUCAUUUGAAGAUAAAUCCAAAAGGGAGUUUGAAGUCCUGACAGCUCAUUGGCCCUCCCCGCAGGAAGAUGGAGGACAGUCCAAACAAUUUUAUUAAAAUUUUACUUUUUAAUAAUGAUUAAAAAGAGUUCUUGUUUUACUAAUUUUGACAUCACAUCAAAUUCCCAAUUUGUUACUUUUUGAGAAAAAUUAUACGAAGUUGGUGUUCGAUUUAUUUGAAAACUUUAUUUUGAGACCCAUACUGAUUUAUAAGUUUAAAACAGUUUGUAUUUCACCAAUUUCAUAUUUCAAUCACUUGUUUCUUAUUCUUAAAGUUCUCACCUACAGAUUGACAGUAGGUUGUCUCACUGAGAUUUCACUAGAGAUGCUAAAAAACAUCACAUAUUACCUUGUGUUGUUAUUCUAAAAUGUCUUUCAUUUAAUAAACAUUUAUUUUGUGAAUCGUUUCAGGUAUUUUAGCAAACAACCAGGAUACAGUCAUCAACAGUCGAUUAAUAAUUUCUGAAAGGCAGCUUUAAUUUUUUUAUUUAAAAUGCAUUAAACGAGUGUGGUAAAAAUCUUUUCCAAUGGAUUUUCCACUGGUGUCACGUCUUUCCUUCAAAAUGUUUGUUUCCCUUUUUGUUCUUCUAAAGUUUUGCUACAAAGUACAAAAAAUAAAAAUAUGUUAACCUCUUUUC